This is a messenger RNA of Truncatella angustata, 477 nucleotides long. RefSeq lists its product as uncharacterized. The annotation marks the transcript as partial. The record is from RefSeq and is a predicted model, not a curated record. The transcript has 3 exons. NCBI's taxonomy places the organism in Eukaryota, Fungi, Ascomycota, Sordariomycetes, Amphisphaeriales, Sporocadaceae.
UUGUUGGCAGGCUACAUCGUUCUCCCUUCCACAUUUACGACUAUGAAUCGCUCCGAAGCUUUUAACACCAUGAUGGAAGACAAUGAGCUUGCACUGAAGGCAUUUCAAUAUCCUCCUUUACUCGUUCUUGUUUCAUUCUUGUUUAUUGUUUCUCUGCUAGGGUUAAUGUAUAUAUGGUGGGUCUGGAAUCUGAACAAUAUUAUCACGCAAGUCCAUCAGAGGUUCUUUUUGAGGCCACUCCUCACAAACUCAUUACUUGGCUUUAGCACGACUUUGCUAAACGUAUACGCUGUACAGGAUGGUAUAUGGUCGGCUAUCGCCGUAGCUUCCCUAAGUGCAACGAGCUUCUGCUUACUUAUAGCUAUUGUUGGGUAUACAAUCUAUAGUAUAUGGCUAUUGAAACCGAUAAGAGCCGCCCAGGUCGCUGAAGGCUGUAGCACGGCCGACACCGCGACCCACGGGAAAAGAGUAACGUGA